GUAAAAGCCACUUCCAAGAUAUUUGGGCACCUGCAUUAAUUCACACUCCACUCAUUUCUUCUUAUCUCCCUCAUGGAUUCACAGCGCCUGCCUUCAUCUUCCUCUCUGCAUCCCAAACUCCAUAGAAAUGCAAAAACAAGUCCAUCAUGGGCAAGAACUCAUCUAAGGAACACAAGAAUUCGCUUCAAAUCCAGGAUCAGCAGCUACUGCACUUGUUUCUGCCACCAGCCGCAAGAGCAAAGUUCACAAUUUACUAGGAAAACUUCUGCUAAAAAGACGAAGAAAAUUUUCAUACAAUUCAGAGAAGAACCUGCCAAAGUAGCCAAGAAGAAGGGAACCAUAGCUGGAGCUGUUGCUCUCGUUAUUGGCACCAGUAUUGGUUCAGGAAUACUUGCACUGCCACAGAAGGCUUCCCCUGCAGGAAUAGUUCCAGGAUCAAUUUCACUGGUGAUAUGUUGGGCAUUUCUCUUAAUUGAAGCACUUCUGCUUGUGGAAAUCAAUGUGGCUCUGCGGAAAAAGAAGGGAAAGAGGAAGGAAGACAAAGACUUAGAGGUCAUUUCUAUCAGGACCAUGGCCCAAGAGACUCUAGGAGACUGGGGUGGAACUCUUGCCACAGCCACCUAUGUUUUCUUGGGCUACACUUCCAUGAUUGCAUAUAGUUCCAAGUCUGGAGAGAUCCUUUUCCAUUUGAUCAAUCUUCCAGCCUCUGUUUCAGGCUGCUUCUUCACUGCACUCUUCACCAUGCUCAUCGCCAUCGGCGGGACACGUGCCACUGAUCAAGUGAAUCAAUGGCUUACUACUUCGAUGCUGGGUCUGCUUCUAGCAAUUGAGGUGCUAGCAGUUGUCUAUGGAGGGUGGUCGGGAUUGGGGGAAGGUGGUGAUUGGGGAAAAGUUCCAGCUGCAAUUCCUAUUAUGAUUUUUUCUUUGGUAUAUCAUGAUCUGACACCUGUACUUUGUGCUUAUUUGGGUGGUGAUCUUACACGCAUAAGGACUUCAGUUUUGCUUGGUAGUCUUGUUCCAUUGCUGGCAUUGCUUGUUUGGGAUGCAGUAGCAAUUGGACUCUCAGCCCAGGCUGACCAAGUUGUUGAUCCUGUUGAAUUGCUCAUGAGGGUAAAAUGGAGUGGGGUGUCAAUUAUGGUAGAGGCUUUCUCCCUUCUGGCGAUUGGAACGUCACUAAUUGGCACGCUCCUGGGCUUCUCUGAAUUCUUUAAGGAGCAACUUAACAACUUCUCAUGGCAGUCUCCCUCGACAAAAAAAUUACAGCAGACACCAAACAAUAUUUUGGGGCUAAGAACAUGGUGGGGAAGGAAUAAAACUAGCUUCACAGCUAUGGCAAUGGCUGUCACUCCGUCUCUUUUUGUGUCAACUACUGUCCCAGAUGCAUUCUCAGCUGCCACUGACAUUGCUGGGGGCUACUGCAUGACAAUGCUUUAUGGAGUUCUUCCACCAGCAAUGGCAUGGAUGAUGCUUAACAAAGAAGCUGAGGAUACAGAACAAAAGGCAUUUUCAAAAGCAAGGCCCGUACUCCUUGGAGUGGGACUAUUUGCAUGUGGUAUAGUGGCAGAGCAAAUUCUGCAGGAUAUCCUAUUAUUCCGCUCCUAGAGAGAUCAACUUUUGGCAAAUGGUGCAAAACCUAUCCUGCCUAAAGCACCAUUAAUUCUGCUUCCUCAAGAAAAGUAUCAAAUUCCUUGCCAAUUGUAUCCAUUCCUCAACAUUGAAUUCUAUGAAUUUAAAAAUGAUUCUCUUCUCCAUUUA
Molecule: messenger RNA, 1755 nt
Organism: Alnus glutinosa
Lineage: Eukaryota; Viridiplantae; Streptophyta; Magnoliopsida; Fagales; Betulaceae
Exons: 8
Coding region: 73-1602 (509 amino acids)
Biological process (GO): amino acid transmembrane transport
Source: RefSeq, a predicted model, not a curated record